Molecule: messenger RNA, 1780 nt
Organism: Chaetomium fimeti
Lineage: Eukaryota; Fungi; Ascomycota; Sordariomycetes; Sordariales; Chaetomiaceae
Product: DHS-like NAD/FAD-binding domain-containing protein
Exons: 3
Coding region: 472-1656 (394 amino acids)
Cellular component (GO): nucleus
Molecular function (GO): NAD+ binding; histone deacetylase activity, NAD-dependent
Source: RefSeq, a predicted model, not a curated record
GCAGUCGGGUUUGUCACACCGGGGCAUUGAUGUGUGACAUCAACCGGGCAGAUCCCUCGACAUUGCCUCUCGGAUUUGGGGUUUAGAUACACGUCGUCUCACUCAUUCAGCCCUCAUCUCUCAUAAGCCGCAAUCACAUUCUCAAUUUCACUCGUUCGUGGGGUGAUCCGGCGAUCCAACCCUUCCUGCGCUCGCUCCUUCACCCGCAAUUCAAAAUUCAUUGAACGGUGUCCGAAACUGUGCCAAACUGUGCCAAACCGUGCCCCUCAUCAUCACCGGCACAGCCGCAACACCGCCAAGAUAGGCCGCAGCCGUGGAGGAGGGCCGCGCCCACAUAAGGGCAAGCAGUGGGACGACCUCGGCGGCUUUGACGAGUUCGACGACUUCCGCCUUCAGGGAAAGCAAGCAAAUUCGAAAGCAAAGAAACCAAAAGGAAAAGGAAAAGGAAAGGGAAAACGGAACAAUCGCAAGAUGGGCCAAGAGCAGUCGUACAUCGACGAUGACACCCCGCCUCUCACCUUGCGGGAGCGCAGCCUUACCGCCGUCGCCGACUUUAUCAAGUCCGGCAAAGCCCGCCGCAUCGUCGUCAUGACCGGCGCCGGCAUCUCCACCGCAGCAGGCAUCCCCGACUUCCGCUCCCCCACAACCGGCCUCUACGCCAACCUCUCCGCCCUCAACCUCCCCGAGCCCGAAGCCGUCUUCGACCUGUCCUUCUUCCGCCAGAACCCGCAGCCCUUCUACGUGCUGGCGCGCGAGCUGUACCCGGGCGCCCGCUACCGCCCGACCGUGUCCCACGCCUUUUUGGCUCUGUUAGCCCGCCGGGGCUUGCUGCACAUGCUGUUCACGCAGAACAUUGACUGUUUGGAGAGGGCGGCGGGGGUUCCCGCGGAGAAGAUCGUGGAGGCGCAUGGGAGUUUUGCGGGGCAGAGGUGUAUUGAUUGGGGGGGUGGGGAUGGAGCUGAGGAGGGUGAGGGGGAGGUGUGUGGCGGGCUGGUGAAGCCGGAUAUCGUCUUCUUUGGGGAGGCGCUGCCCAGGGCGUUUUUUGAGUUGAGUCCUAUGACGAAGGAGGCCGAUUUGGUUUUGGUUAUGGGCACGAGCCUGCAGGUGCAUCCGUUUGCGGGCCUGCCGAAUAUGGCCGAGGAAGAGACCCCCCGAGUCUUGUUCAACCUGGAGCAGGUCGGGUCGUUUGGCACGCGGGCGGAUGAUGUCAUGGUGCUGGGGGAUUGCGAUGCCGGCGUGAGGAAGCUUGCCGAGGAAAUUGGGUGGAAGGAUGAGCUGGAGAAGGCCUGGAGGGAGUUGGUCGGCGAUGAGGAGGCGGAGAGGCAGUUGCAAGGGGCUACGAAGAGGGUCGCUGCCCUGCACGAUGAGGUUAGCAAACUAGCCGAGGAGGUGGACGAGGUGCUCCAUAUCGACGACAAGGAAGCUAGACACGGAGCGGGGGAUGAGGGCGAUCAGGAGGUCGCUGAAACUCCAGCGGCUAAUCAUGCAGAGGAUACAAAGGCAGCCGAGGGAGGUUUAGCAACAAAGGCUGUUGAGCCCGGCGCCGAAGGCGACACCAUCCUGCCGGCCGUUGACCACAGUAAGAGCCAGAGUCCAGUGGAACAAGGGGUGGGGACAGGCGACGAUAAAGCCGCGACGGAGAAGGCGGUCUUGUGAUAGAUUUCAUUUUGUUUAGGUCUUGUGGGAAUAAGGACAUAUACACACUACCAACUAGCCAUUUUGUAGGUGUAUGAUAGCGCUCUCGCUACUAUAAUACAGUUGGCACAAACACAGUUAGCAC